AUGGGCUACAGGCUUACCGCUUGCCUUUCUAGCCUGCGUCUUGUCUCGUACCUAGGUCGUGGUCUACGUUUCGGAGCUCAGUUGACGCAAAUUCUGCGACCCUUAAGUGGUGCUGCAGCUCCUCUUAAGGACGAAGAUCGGAUUUUUAACAACCUUUAUGGCAGGCAUGAUUGGCAUCUUAAAGGCGCAAUUCAACGGGGUCGUUGGUAUAAGACAAAGGAGAUCAUUUUGAAGGGCCAAGACUGGAUUGUUGAGGAGAUUAAAAAGUCGGGUCUUCGUGGUCGUGGUGGCGCUGGGUUUCCAACUGGUGUUAAGUGGGGCUUCAUGCGUAAACCCAGUGAUGGCCGUCCUCGCUAUUUAGUUGUCAAUGGCGAUGAGGGCGAGCCAGGUACCUGCAAGGAUCGCGAAAUUAUCCGCCAUGACCCACAUUCCCUCAUUGAGGGGUGCUUAAUAGCUGGAGUCGGUAACGGAGCCCAAGCAGCGUACAUCUACAUUCGGGGGGAAUUUUACAAUGAGGCUUGUAUUCUCCAAGAAGCUAUCAACGAAGCCUAUGACGCCGGAUUGAUAGGGAAAAAUUCCUGUGGUUCGGGCUAUCCUUUCGACGUCUACAUUCAUCGUGGUGGUGGAGCAUACAUUUGCGGUGAGGAAACCGCUCUCAUUGAAUCCAUUGAGGGGAAGCAGGGCAAACCUCGUCUGAAGCCACCUUUCCCCGCUGAUGUGGGUCUCUUCGGUUGUCCAACAACAGUAAACAACGUCGAGACAGUGGCUUCCGCUCCCACCAUCUGUCGAAGAGGGGGUGAAUGGUUCGCAUCCUUUGGACGGGAGAGGAAUCAUGGAACUAAGCUCUUCAAUAUCUCUGGUCAUGUGAACAAUCCGUGCACGGUGGAGGAGAGCAUGUCGAUUCCUCUAAAAGAUCUGAUUGAGCGUCAUGCGGGUGGUGUUCGAGGUGGCUGGGAAAACCUAUUGGCUGUUAUUCCAGGUGGCAGUUCUACACCCGUUAUUCCAAAGAGCAUCUGCGAAACAGUACUGAUGGACUUUGACGCCCUGGCAGAGGUGCAGUCAGGACUGGGCACUGCGGCAGUCAUAGUGAUAGACAAGUCGGCAGACAUAAUCCGCUGUAUUGCGCGUCUCAGUGAGUUCUAUAAGCACGAGUCCUGCGGCCAAUGUACGCCAUGUCGCGAGGGCUGCACGUGGAUGUGGAAGGUUAUGCAGCGCUUUCAAACGGGCAAUGCAAAAGAGGAGGAGAUCGCGUUUCUUAACGAGAUAUCCAAACAAAUCGAGGGUCAUACCAUCUGCGCUUUCGGCGAGGGCGCCUCUUGGCCCGUUCAGGGUCUCAUCCGUCACUUCACACCGGAGAUCAAGCGUCGCAUUGCCGAGUACUCGUCGAAGAGAGCUCAGGCUGCAGCUGGCUAA
Hydatigera taeniaeformis is the source of this 1413-nucleotide messenger RNA. The record is from the annotation of a GenBank genome assembly. NCBI's taxonomy places the organism in Eukaryota, Metazoa, Platyhelminthes, Cestoda, Cyclophyllidea, Taeniidae.